This is a messenger RNA of Olea europaea var. sylvestris, 477 nucleotides long. RefSeq lists its product as uncharacterized. The record is from RefSeq and is a predicted model, not a curated record. The transcript has a single exon. Lineage: Eukaryota; Viridiplantae; Streptophyta; Magnoliopsida; Lamiales; Oleaceae. The coding region runs from base 1 to 477 and encodes 158 amino acids.
AUGGAAAAGUAUGAGGCAUUGUAUAGACAAAGAUGUCGUUCACCGAUAUGUUGGGAUGAGGUUGGCGAGAAGAGGAUUUUAGGUCCAGAAUUUAUUGAGAAGACUGUGGAGGCUAUUGACAAGAUCAGAAUGAGGAUUAAGAUAACUCAAGAUUGCCAAAAGAGUUAUGCAAAUAAGAGAAAAAAAGAACUAGAAUUUGAAGUCGGAGAGAAAGUAUUUCUCAAGGUUGCCCCGACAAAAGGAAUACUACGAUUUGCAAAGAGAGGGAAGUUGAAACCAAGAUUUUUUAGCCCAUAUGAAAUCCUCGAGAAGAUUGGAAAUGUGGCUUAUCGUUUGGCAUUGCCACCUGAACUAUCGGCAAUAGAUGACGUAUUUAAUAUUUCCACGUUGAGGAAAUACAUUCACGAUCCAACUCACAUGGUUAACGUUCAAUCAUUAGAUGUGAAGAAAGAUAUGACUUACGAAGAAGCACCGUAA